ACACACACACACACACACACACACACACACACACACACACACACACACACACACACACACCCGCGGACGGACGGCCAACAUGGCGUCAGACCCGCCCAUCUUUACAGAGCAGCAGGAGCUGCAGAGGAGAGCCAAUCAAGUCACAGAUGAGUCCCUGGAGAGCACAAGGCGGAUGAUGCAGCUGGUCGAGGAGAGUAAAGAUGCCGGGAUCAGAGCUGUGGUUAUGCUGGAUGAACAAGGAGAGCAGUUGGAGCGAGUAGAGGAGGGCUUGGAUCAGAUCAACUCUGAUAUGAAGGAGGCCGAGAAAAACCUGACCGACCUGGGCAAGUGCUGCGGCCUCUGCUCCUGUGAUAAGUAGACUGCGGCCUUUGAGGGGCGGAGUCCUAGGCGAUUGUAGGUGGGGCUCAGUCAGAUGGUUGUGUCCAAUCAGCCGCCGUCGUCUCGAGUCUUGGAUGAGAGGGAGCAAAUGAUCAUGAGCGGAGGAUACAUACGGAGGGUGACUAACGAUGCCCGCGAGGACGAGAUGGAGGAGAACCUCACUCACGUCGGCAGCAUCAUCGGGAACCUGAAGAGCAUGGCCCUGGACAUGGGCAACGAGAUCGACACGCAGAACGUCCAGAUCGAACGCAUACAGGGAAAGGCUAUUCUCAACGUGUCCCGCAUCGACGCUGCCAACCAGAAAGCCAACAACCUCAUGAAACGAUAGAAGGAGCCACUCUUCCAUUUUCUACUCUUUUUCUACUAAUUCAUCCUACUUGUAAUUACGUUGCUUUUGCAUGCUGUGCCACCAGUUAGUCUCUGCUUUAAAUAGGUCAUUUUUGUUGAUAGUUUUUUGAUAUUCCUGUAGGGACUUCAACCCUUGUGUUGUCUUCGGGUCACAUUUGACCCGUUUUCAAAAUUCCUAUAUCAGAAAUAUGGGUUUUUCAUUUUGACUACCCAAUUUGGAUUACCCAAAGAUAACACGGAGGAUUCCAUACAACGACGCGCCUCGCAAGUACAACAAAAGAUCGGAUCUCUACUUUUGUUGAAUUUUGGGUGUUUUAUUUGGGUGUAAUAUUUUAGCAUUUGAAUUUUUUUUUUUAUGUUUCAAAACCAUAUCCUAACUGAACGUUGACAUAUACCCUUCUGUGUUUAUCUUCCUUUAAUAUUAUUCGAAAUAAUUCAUAAUUUCUGCUUUUUUAACUCAAGAAUAAGUUAUAAUUUCCUAUAAAUGAGGUUUAUUGACCAUGAAUUCCAUAAAUAAGUAUAAAACCAGUGGUAAUAAGUUAGUGUUAGUGGUGUUUAUACAUCAAUCCAUCAAUCAAUCAAACUAUUUCUGUAGCACAUUUCAUACAAAUUAAUGUAACACAAUGUGCUUUGUACAAAAGCGACAUAAAAUAAAAUUAUACAGAGUAAAAUAUAUACAAAACAUGUAUCGCACACACACACACACACACACCAAAGAUCAACAUAGAACACCGACAAACUCAGUUAUGACUCAGUCAUAGACUUUUGUAAAAAGCAGGGGGUAACACUUUACUUGAAGGUAUCGACAUAAUCGUGCCAAGACACUGUCAUGA
Perca fluviatilis (European perch) is the source of this 1559-nucleotide messenger RNA. Its product is annotated as SNARE_SNAP25N and SNARE_SNAP23C domain-containing protein. Gene Ontology annotation, biological process: exocytosis; synaptic vesicle fusion to presynaptic active zone membrane; synaptic vesicle priming. Gene Ontology annotation, molecular function: syntaxin-1 binding; SNAP receptor activity; voltage-gated potassium channel activity. Gene Ontology annotation, cellular component: SNARE complex; plasma membrane. The transcript has 7 exons. Lineage: Eukaryota; Metazoa; Chordata; Actinopteri; Perciformes; Percidae. The record is from RefSeq and is a predicted model, not a curated record.